GUGGAGUGUAGGCAACAUCACCAGAAAGACGUGGUCCUGACAGACAGAUAAUUCUACUCCCUACCAAAAUGAAGAUGCUGCUGCUGUGUUUGGGACUGACCCUAGUUUGUGUUCAUACAGAAGAAGCUAGUUCCAAGGGACAGAACUUAAAUGUAGAAAAGAUUAAUGGGGAAUGGUUUUCUAUUCUCCUGGCCUCUGACAAAAGAGAAAAGGUAGAAGAACAUGGCAGCAUGAGAGUUUUUGUGGAGUACAUACAUGUCUUGGAGAAUUCCUUAGCUUUUAAAUUCCAUACUGUUGUAGAUGAAGAGUGCUCCGAAAUAUUUUUGGUUGCUGACAAAACAGAAAAGGCUGGUGAAUAUUCUGUGAUGUAUGAUGGAUUCAAUACAUUUACUAUACUUAAGACAGACUAUGAUAAUUAUAUCAUGUUUCAUCUCAUUAACGAAAAGGAUGGGGAAAACUUCCAGGUGAUGGAGCUCUAUGGCCGAGAACCAGAUUUGAAUUCAGACAUCAAGGAAAAGUUUGUAAAACUUUGUGAGGAGCAUGGAAUCAUUAAAGAAAAUAUCAUUGACUUAACCAAAACCAACCGCUGCCUCCAGGCCCGAGAAUGAAGAAUGGCCUGAGCCUCCAGUGUUGAGCGGAGACUUCUCACCAAGACUCCAGCAUCCUCUCUUCCGAUCGAUACAGCAUCCGAUGACAAGUUCUGUGAUCUGCUUUCCAUCCUGUCUCACAGAGAAGUGCAAUUCGGUCUCUCCAGCAUGUUACCUAGGAUAACUCUUCAAGAAUCAAAGACUUUCUUUAAAUUUCUCUUUGACACACCCAUGACAAUUCUCCAAAAAUUGCUUCCUCUUCCUGUUCAAUAAAUGAUUACACUUGCACUUAAA
Messenger RNA from Mus caroli (Ryukyu mouse), 881 nucleotides. RefSeq names its product major urinary protein 4. The record is from RefSeq and is a predicted model, not a curated record. Gene Ontology annotation, molecular function: small molecule binding; odorant binding. Lineage: Eukaryota; Metazoa; Chordata; Mammalia; Rodentia; Muridae.